Messenger RNA from Portunus trituberculatus (swimming crab), 2295 nucleotides. Its product is annotated as trypsin alpha-3-like. The coding region runs from base 305 to 1111 and encodes 268 amino acids. Gene Ontology annotation, molecular function: serine-type endopeptidase activity. Gene Ontology annotation, biological process: proteolysis. The record is from RefSeq and is a predicted model, not a curated record. The transcript has 6 exons. NCBI's taxonomy places the organism in Eukaryota, Metazoa, Arthropoda, Malacostraca, Decapoda, Portunidae.
AGUGAAUUGUGUCUUCGUUAAGGGCUUGUGAACUAACUAUCUGGUAUCCUGGAGUGACGUGUAUCUCCAUUAGUGGCUAAACAAACGAAGAAAUGUCAACUCACUUAUUCAUUUUAAGUGUCGAAUCUCCAUUAGGGGGAUAAACAAGGAUGGAACUAUCAACUGACUGCCUGACGUCCUUACAGAUACGAGUAACUCACCAAACAUACCACCAUACGUACCAAGGGAGCCUCACGCCUCCCCACAGCCACCUGAGGAGAAUAUAACAGAGGGAGUGACAAACAGCAUCGCCACCACCGCCGCCAUGCCUCCUCUCGCCGAGACAGAGACAGAGAAAGAAAAGGAGGAGGAAUGCGGAAAAUGUGAGUGUGGCGAGCUGCCCAUCACGGUGACUGGGCUGAGGAUAAUCAAUGGGGAAGAUGCAUCACCUGGGGAGUUUCCUUUCCAUGUGAGGGUGCUGACUAUGAUAGGUAACCUUAUGAACACCUGCGGCGGCUCCAUCAUCAAGAAGCAAUGGGUGCUGACCGCUGCCCACUGCUUCAUCGGGAAGGGCAAAACGCGAGCCUCCAGCGUGGUAGUGAUGGGAGGUUCAGUCUUCAGCAACAGGACUUACGAGCUUCACUCUGAUCGCGUCUUUUACCACGAGAAGUUCAAGACCCCCACUCAGGGAGAUGACAUCGCUCUCAUACGUUUGUCAGAGGAAAUAGACCCCAAGCUGAAGCCCAUCUGUCUGGGGCGGGGCCGCGAUAUCCCGUACGGCGGCUUGGCUGUGGCUACCGGCUGGGGCAAGGUGACUGAGGAGGAGACAAUGACGAACACGCUGCAGGAGGUGGCCCUGGACGUGAUCUCCACCAAGAAGUGCACGUCACUGAUGGAGCAGCUACCCAGUGACACCAGCAAGAUCAUCUGCGCCUUGACUCCCAAAAAGGACACCUGUCAGGGUGACAGCGGCGGUCCCUUGUUGGUUCAGAGGUCAGACGGGCGCUGGGCACAGAUUGGCAUCACCAGCUACGGUGUCGGCUGCGGCCUCCCUAACAAACCCGGAGCGUAUGUGAACGUGGCCCACUACCUGCCCUGGAUCAAGAAGAAAAUCGGGGCCUGCACUUGCUGAUGUCUGGAACUCCUCGGCUUAUGACUACCAUAUACUCGUACCAAGUUUUCUUAUACCGCUUUCUCAAUUGACGCCUUCAGUGGACUUUUCACACAUUUGUUGUCCUUGGUCAGAGCUCUUCUAUAUUCCUGAACGUUUUGCUCUUUUAUCACGACUAUUUUCAGAGGUUACUGAUAUGACACUGGCUGGGUUCUCACGGGUAUUCUUUUUAUUGAUUGCGUAAAAACCUCGUUACUUUAUCAGAAUAUAAAAAACUUCCCUGAAAAUUGGUGUAACUUCAACUAGAGCCUUGUGAGAGUGGUCGAGAUGCGGUACCGAAGAGUUUCAGAAUAGCUAAGACUCGUACAAGUAACGCCCAUCUUUUCCACCAUUGUUUGCUCUCCUUCCCUUCUCCUGACUCCAACGGCCUGCCUCUCUAUGGACUCCCUUCGCCACAUAAUUACCUCUGUGCUGUUCGAAAUAUAGGCUAGUAUGUGUAAGAAAAUGAUAUACGUACGUAUGGUUUGUAAAGACCUCACUCACCUCCAUCAAUCAGCGAAGGUGAGACUGAUCAAGCCCGUAUUUACAGUUGACUUGCUCUCUAACCACAACAAUUCUCCAAGGCCACAGAGACGAUUAGCCGAGUUUUCAAGACAGUUUUUCCUUUUAAUAAAGUAGAAAUUUUGCCAAUCCAUCGCCAGAAUCAUAAAAACUCUCUUAAAAACACGAGUCUCUUCAGCUAGAGCCUUUGGGAAGCAGUGAUGGUGAGAGAGCAAAGAUUCAGAAUACGGACCUGACAGCAGCAGAUGAAGGGAAGCUGCUGUAGACUCACACACGAUAUGGUUUAUACUACACACUGGCUGCUUUUGUGAUGAGUUGUGUUUCAGUGUUCCCUGCUUCACGAGAUCGACUUGGCUAACUACGCAUCACAAACGGCUCAGGGCUAUAAUAAACUGUCAUUCAAGACCAUUUGUUUGGCUAAUACUUCCACAGUGUCGUCAUCACCACUUUGUGUUGAUGUGGUAUGCAACACUCGUCUCCUUCUGCAUAUGGGUUUCAGGGUUUGCAUCUUAAGAAACACCAGUAAUAUUCAACUCAUUUAAGAGAAGGGGAGGAAAGAGAACCAAAAGGAGAACAAUAGAGAGAAACAUCAGGGAACCGUUAUUGAAUUAAGACACUUGCCAUAAUAAACUGAACCACUGAAA